AUGGUCGAGGUUAUGGACGAGGUUAUAGACGAGGUUAUAGACGAGGUUAUGGACGAGGUUAUAGACGAGGUUAUGGACGAGGUUAUGGACGAGGUUAUGGACGAGGGUAUAGACGAGGUUAUAGACGAGGUUAUGGACGAGGUUAUAGACGAGGUUAUGGACGAGGUUAUAGACGAGGUUAUAGACGAGGUUAUGGACGAGGUUAUGGACGAGGUUAUGGACGAGGUUAUAGACGAGGUUAUGGACGAGGUUAUGGACGAGGUUAUAGACGAGGUUAUGGACGAGGUUAUGGACGAGGUUAUGGACGAGGUUAUAGACGAGGUUAUAGAUGAGGUUAUAGACGAGGUUAUAGACGAGGUUAUAGACGAGGUUAUAGACGAGGUUAUAGACGAGGUUAUAGAUGAGGUUAUAGACGAGGUUAUAGACGAGGUUAUAGACGAGGUUAUAGACGAGGUUAUAGAUGAGGUUAUAGAUGAGGUUAUAGACGAGGUUAUAGACGAGGUUAUAGACGAGGUUAUAGACGAGGUUAUAGAUGAGGUUAUAGACGAGGUUAUGGACGAGGUUAUAGACUGGGUUAUAGACGAGGUUAUGGACGAGGUUAUAGACUGGGUUAUAGACGAGGUUAUAGACGAGGUUAUAGACGAGGUUAUAGACGAGGUUAUAGACGAGGUUAUAGAUGAGGUUAUAGACGAGGUUAUGGACGAGGUUAUAGACUGGGUUAUAGACGAGGUUAUGGACGAGGUUAUAGACUGGGUUAUAGACGAGGUUAUGGACGAGGUUAUAGACUGGGUUAUAGACGAGGUUAUAGACGAGGUUAUAGACGAGGUUAUAGACGAGGUUAUGGACGAGGUUAUAGACGAGGUUAUGGACGAGGUUAUGGACGAGGUUAUGGACGAGGUUAUGGACGAGGGUAUAGACGAGGUUAUAGACGAGGUUAUGGACGAGGUUAUAGACGAGGUUAUGGACGAGGUUAUAGACGAGGUUAUGGACGAGGUUAUGGACGAGGUUAUGGACGAGGUUAUGGACGAGGUUAUAGACGAGGUUAUGGACGAGGUUAUGGACGAGGUUAUAGACGAGGUUAUGGACGAGGUUAUGGACGAGGUUAUGGACGAGGUUAUAGACGAGGUUAUAGAUGAGGUUAUAGACGAGGUUAUAGACGAGGUUAUAGACGAGGUUAUAGACGAGGUUAUAGACGAGGUUAUAGAUGAGGUUAUAGACGAGGUUAUAGACGAGGUUAUAGACGAGGUUAUAGACGAGGUUAUAGAUGAGGUUAUAGAUGAGGUUAUAGACGAGGUUAUAGACGAGGUUAUAGACGAGGUUAUAGACGAGGUUAUAGAUGAGGUUAUAGACGAGGUUAUGGACGAGGUUAUAGACUGGGUUAUAGACGAGGUUAUGGACGAGGUUAUAGACUGGGUUAUAGACGAGGUUAUAGACGAGGUUAUAGACGAGGUUAUAGACGAGGUUAUAGAUGAGGUUAUAGACGAGGUUAUGGACGAGGUUAUAGACUGGGUUAUAGACGAGGUUAUAGACGAGGUUAUAGACUGGUGA
Messenger RNA from Knipowitschia caucasica, 1548 nucleotides. The record is from the annotation of a GenBank genome assembly. Lineage: Eukaryota; Metazoa; Chordata; Actinopteri; Gobiiformes; Gobiidae.